GUUUAACAUGCGUAAAGUGACAAAGGGAAAUGUAACUAUCAAAAUUUGGGACGUCGGAGGGCAGCAUAGGUUUCGUGCCAUGUGGGAGCGUUACUGUCAUGGUGUCUCUGCUAUUGUGUAAUGGGAAAACUGUCAAAUAAGUCCUCCUACUAUAACUAAAAAGUCAAUUGAGCCACGUACUAUUAAUUCAGUCAAUUAGAUCCUCUAACUAUUACAAAUCGUUCAAAUCAUACUUUCACUCUUUUUUAUAUUUUCUAUUUCCAUUUCUUUAUUUUUUCUUUUCGCGGCAGGCUUUCUUCGUCCAUCUUCAACUUCUUCCCAUCCUAUUGCUUCAGAUCCACUUGAUCUGAGCUUCCUCUUCGUUUUUCUGUUUAUACUUGGUAUUAUUUUUUUGUUCUUUUCUUUUACUUUAUAACUAUAUCUCCCCUCCUCCCUGAUUGGGCUCUAGCAACUUCUGGAAGCCGGCAGCGGACUCCGUCACUCUGGCAAAGGACUCCGAUCCGGCAACAUAAGAGAGAUUUGGAGAGCUAGCUAGUUAGAGAGGUCUUUCGUGCCAAAUAAGACAGAGAAACAAAAGGUAAAAGGGGGAAGAGGUCCUGAAUCCAAAGAAGAGAAGGAAAAACGAAAGAGAAGUAUUGAGGGAGAAGGGUAAGGAAAGAAAAGGGGGAAAUUGGGGGCAGCGUGUGGUUGUUGAGAUGGACCGCAAACUCACCGGAAAACAUGGAGAGGAAGAAGAAACUGACAGAGAGAAGGGAAAAGGGAAGAAAGACCGAAAGAAUAUAAGAAAUUUUUAUGUGGUUGAUGCCGCCGAUCGAGAUAGUGUUCCCAUAUCCCGGACUGAACUCCAUGAUCUCUUGACAAAGCCUUCACUGACCAGUAUCCCGUUACUUGUACUUGGAAACAAAAUAGACAAACCAGAAGCUCUUACCAAGCAGUAUCUCAUGGACCAAUUGGGUCUUCAAACAAUCAAGGAUAGAGAGGUCUGCUGUUAUAUGAUCUCUUGUACAAAUUCUGUAAACAUUGAUGUUGUUAUUGAUUGGCUUAUUAAGCAUGCCAAGACAACAAAGUGAAGCUUUUGGCCAAAGUAACAUGUAAAGCUGGUAUUCUUCACUAUUUUCAUAAAAUAAAUAAAAUAUGAAAUAAAUAUCACAAUGAUUGGCUUUUCAACAAUAAAUACACACAAAUAGAACGUGGAUCAUCUACACUGUGUAGGACUGUAGGUAGCAAAAAACAGACAGAAAUAAAAAUGUGAGGAAAAAGUUGAGAUGGCCAGUUGCCCUAGAA
Molecule: messenger RNA, 1284 nt
Organism: Cuscuta epithymum
Lineage: Eukaryota; Viridiplantae; Streptophyta; Magnoliopsida; Solanales; Convolvulaceae
Source: the annotation of a GenBank genome assembly